CGGUCAGAAAAAACUGACAAAAAGGAAUUUCGGACAAAAUAAUGACGAAAGAAUUAUAUUUCAUUUUGAAGAGGGAUUUAUUUUGAGUCAGCAUAAUAAUAGCGUAUUUACGCGUUGCUCGCUACGUUACGUUAAUACAAUACGUUAGUAUAACAGGUAACGUCAGCUUCUGUGUGCAGAGGCCUUUAAUCUCAGCAACCAACCAACAAUUGAUAAGAACGUGGCAGAACAAAUAGGAGUUUUUACUUUCCAAAACUAAGAGGAGUCUAGCGACGUUUGAAUUCAACUCGCUUCACCAUGGCCUGUAAAGUGAAAAUCGGCAUCAUCGGCGGAUCCGGAUUGGACGACAGCGAAAUAAUCGAAAGCCGUACCGAGCGCGUGGUCAACACUCACUUUGGCAUUCCAUCCGAUGUGCUAAUCGAAGGUAAAAUCGCUGGUGUGGAUUGUGUGCUGCUAGCACGCCAUGGAAGGAACCACUCCAUUAUGCCCUCGAACGUGAACUACCGGGCAAACAUUUGGGCAUUAAAGACCCUUGGUUGUACGCACGUUCUUGUCUCCACUGCAACUGGAUCGUUGAGGGAAGAAAUUCAUCCCGGGGACAUCGUCAUUCCGGACAACUUUAUCGACCGUACCACGAAGCGCGCGCAAACGUUUUACGAUGGCAAUGAGCUCCUGGUUGGCGUUUGCCAUAUUCCGAUGGAGCCCGCUUUCUGUAGUCGUACCCGCGAGGUUCUUAUCGAGACAGCACAAGGUCUGGGCAUUGCGGGAGUACAUGCCAAGGGCACGGUCGUCACGAUUGAAGGUCCGCGGUUCUCGAGCAAAGCGGAAAGCAACCUCUUCCGCCAGUGGGGUGCUGAUCUCGUCAAUAUGACACUGGUGCCGGAAGUAGUGUUGGCGAAAGAGGCCGGGCUUUGCUAUGCAGCCAUUGCUAUGGCAACCGAUUAUGACUGCUGGAGGCAGAUGGGACAAGACGUAAACGUAGCCGAUGUGCUGUCGACGUUUAAGAAAAAUGUAACCAAGGUAACGGAGUUGAUUAUCAAUGCGAUUCCGAAGAUAGCUGCUCUAGAUUGGUCGGAAACGGUCGAGGAACUUGGGAAAACAGUCAACACAAGCAUUAUGCUGCCACAUUCCAACUAAACGGAUAUUGCAACCGCCGCAACUACAGGUUAAUUAUUUUUUCCUCAAAUCACCCAUGUCUUUAUUCCACGACGCAAGACGCAAGCAAUCCGCAAGGGAUCGCCAAGAUGACGCUGAAAUCGAUUUUAAGGGUACAAAGCGAGAAUAGUUUGUCGGAAUGGUAGAGGUGCAAGACCGAAAAACAAUCAUUUGCCUAGUCAAUUGUAAUCUUCCUCUGCCAUAUAGAAGCGCAUGUGAACAGGCGGUAGACUAGUGAAAUAAGUGCACUACGCGUUUGAGAAGCAAUACAAUUUAAGAUGCAAGAAAAAGAAA
This is a messenger RNA of Anopheles bellator, 1449 nucleotides long. RefSeq names its product S-methyl-5'-thioadenosine phosphorylase. The record is from RefSeq and is a predicted model, not a curated record. Gene Ontology annotation, cellular component: cytosol. The coding region runs from base 298 to 1137 and encodes 279 amino acids. The transcript has 2 exons. Gene Ontology annotation, biological process: nucleoside metabolic process. NCBI's taxonomy places the organism in Eukaryota, Metazoa, Arthropoda, Insecta, Diptera, Culicidae. Gene Ontology annotation, molecular function: S-methyl-5-thioadenosine phosphorylase activity.